AUACCAUCAACACACUGCACACAGCCAUGAUGGAGAGAGUGAAGUGAAGGAUUUGUCCAUCUCCGUCUGACUCCUGAUUUAGAUGGAGACAAAGGAAGAACCUGAUUGCAGUUUCCAUGGAGUGCUGAGAUACAGAAGAGAGUCUGAAUGCAGAAAAAUGAAUCCCCUGCCCCCGUCUGCUAGUGACCACACGGUCUGGUGUGAGUUUUGUGGAGCGAAAGCAAAGCCUCAGCUCGAUUUUUCAAAGACCACAAAUCCAGAGGAUUUCUGCUGCGCUCAGUACAUGGAGAUGUUCAGGAAGUUGGAGCAGCAGUGGCACUCGCUGCAUGAGAACUCUGAUGAAUCCUCGCAGGAAAACAACUCCAACACAGAGAACGUGCAGGACAACAGAGACAGAGCGAGAUCUCAAGACGUAUUGCAGCAAGUUGCAGAGGAGUGUCUGAGAAAGAGUAAAAGGCAGCCUUCAGAAAACCAGACAGAGAUCCCGGGCUGCAAAGUGACGUCAUCUGGGUUGUUCACCAUCAUCAAUUUCCGGCUGUCUGAUUUCGUGCGCUUCAAAAAGAAAGAGCAGUCGGCUGCGAGGGAGAAAAACCCCGGAGCGUUCAAGCUCUGCAGCACUAACGGUUCUGCUCGGGCUGGGUUCGGGCUCCUCCAUUUUCAGGGCCACAGCCAGAAGUUUUACUCGAACGGGACUAAAUUUCUCACCGUGUUUCCGGACGGCACGGCCCGGGUCUUCUAUCCCUCAGGAAAUCUGGCCAUUAUCUCUUUCAUAGACGACACCGAAGGGGUCUGCAUCGUUCUUGAUGAUACAAGGACAAACUGUCCAAUCAGAGCCUUCUUCCAGUCUAGUGGCCUCGCCACCUGUUACCAUAGCAACGGGAAUACAUGGUUGCACAUGGACGAGUCAGGAGGCCUGAUUCAAAACGAAGACGGCUCCACAAGGCGUAAGUGGAAAUGGACGGAGCAGACAAACAAACCGACCCCGUUUAAGCCCAUCCACGUGUCGCUCAAUAAAAACAUCGGGGUGCGAGUUCGGCGACGAGAGUCUGUGGUUGUGACUUUCUUGGCCUCGGGGCAGCAGACGCGCAUUAGCGUAGGCACACACACGAAGGCGAGCGUCCCCAUGGCGCCUCUGUGUAAAGAGGAGCUGAUGCUGCAGGUGAGCCAGCUCAGCGCCCGGCUAGCCGUCGAACGCCUGCGCUUGUGCCUCACUACACACUCCUGCACCAAGCAACGUCCUCUCAGGCUUCCCCGGGCCCUCGUCUCAGAGACACGGAGACUUCUCAGACUCAGCACCAGCAUCUGCAUGGAGGAAAAGGAGACGGCGUACAUACAGCAGUGCCUGCGUGACUGCCAGUGACCUCUGAUCUAAGGAUCAAAACUUUUAUCUUUUCUGAGACUGUAUAUAAAUGAACAACGUCGUAAUUUUACAGUAAUAGACUUAAUGAUGUGAGGCUCGAAGCAGCUGGGUCACUGUUUCCACCCCUCUGAUAUGAGCUUCGUCUUUACUGUGUGAUGCUUCUAAAACCCACAGCAGAUUAUCGACAUUCAUUAAACAGUUCAUAGUUUUUUACAUUAUAGAAGCUAUAAACAGGUAUUCGUAGUGGUGUCAUGAAUCAUGUUUUAAGCAGACAGUGAACAGGGACAGAGUCCCCUCUGGUGGAGUGGAGGAGAAACGUACUUGAUAGAAAACUUGAGUCCAUAAAUGUUAAUACUUUUCCUAAGACGUAAUCUUUUAUUGCAGACUUGCAAUAAAAUUAAAAUAAAAUUUGUAAAUCUGUUUCUCAUCUCAUGCUUGAAGAAACAUUUCAUUGUUUUUUUUUAUGCCUCAUUUUAGUCUUAUUAACUUAAUACUUUUUUCCCUGAAUACAUUUAAUCCACUUAAACAGGAAGUGGUCAUUCCUGAAAAUUUUACAAAAAGAAGAAAAGCAUAUCUUUAAUUUUUUUUUCUUGAUUUUAUGUGAUCGAUUAUUUUUGAUUGUUUUCAUUAUUAAACUAAAAGCUAGUUAACAAAGUAUUGUGUAUUUGCUAAAUCUAUGCUAAAAAACCCUCAACCCUUUUACAUAAUUAAGAGUAAAAUGAAACUCUUCAACAAAUAAACCCAUGCAAAAAAGAUUUGGAUAUUAGACUAUUAUA
Molecule: messenger RNA, 2136 nt
Organism: Clarias gariepinus (North African catfish)
Lineage: Eukaryota; Metazoa; Chordata; Actinopteri; Siluriformes; Clariidae
Product: glutamate-rich protein 6
Exons: 10
Coding region: 83-1360 (425 amino acids)
Source: RefSeq, a predicted model, not a curated record